Messenger RNA from Clunio marinus, 189 nucleotides. Lineage: Eukaryota; Metazoa; Arthropoda; Insecta; Diptera; Chironomidae. The record is from the annotation of a GenBank genome assembly.
AUGAAACAUCAUUCUCAACGUAACGAAGUAAAGCGACUGCUGAUUUCUACAUUUCCAGAACAUCUUAUAACAUUUUUUACUCCUCGAUUCAGUUUGAUUUUCAACUCUUAUCGUGACGGUAACGAAAAAGAACUAGAAACCAUAAAAGUUUGUUUAGUUUGCAACUUUCUAGGAAGUAUACUUCAUUAA